Molecule: messenger RNA, 3606 nt
Organism: Anopheles cruzii
Lineage: Eukaryota; Metazoa; Arthropoda; Insecta; Diptera; Culicidae
Exons: 8
Coding region: 1-3606 (1201 amino acids)
Biological process (GO): extracellular matrix organization; cell adhesion
Cellular component (GO): extracellular matrix
Molecular function (GO): cell adhesion molecule binding
Source: RefSeq, a predicted model, not a curated record
AUGGGAGCGAGCGAGGGCGGUAAGGUACCGCCACCACCGAAGGCGCAGCGGCGCCAGCUGACCCAACAGCAGCAGACGCACAUUCUGAGCGACAUUCAGAAGCACCAGCAUCGGUUCAAUCUGCACCAGAACCAGCGCCAGCCGAACGUCUUCAUACAGCCCUCGAUCCAGAUCCCGGUCCCUCCGCAGCCCCACGUCCGACCUCCGCCACCAUUCGGUUCCCCUGCCUCACACUUCCCGCCACAGCCGAACGCACACUUCCACCACUCCAACAACCUACACUCGGGUCCGCAGGCGCAGAACAGUUUUAGAGGGCCGCCGCCGCCGCCACCGUCGGCCGGACAGGCCGCCAACCGUCCAGGAGUUAACUUUGGAGCCCAAACGCAGGACACACGCCUCCCGCCGCAGCAGCGGUCCGUACAGAACCAGCUGCAACAGGCACAGUUCUUCAACGGACCACCUCCUCCACCACCACUCCCACACCAACAACAACAACAGGCGCCCUUCCUGAACAGCCUUGACCACACGUUCGGCGCCACACCCAACCGACCCACGCACCUCACUCAGGUUCCCUUCCUGCCACCAAACCCCUCGUUCGGCGGUUCCAGCGCCGGUCAGGUUCGGUUCCCCAGCCAAGGUUCGGUGGUUGGGCAAAAUCUCGCCCAACAACAGCCACUGCAAUCGUUCCCGGGCCAACAGUUGCCGCAUCCGGCGGCAUCUCCUGCCUUCAAACAAUCGUCCUUCAGUCAGCCGGCCUUCCACCACCAUCACAACCACCACGCGGCCGCUCAGUUCCCUCCGCUCAACCAGCAGCAGCAGCAGCAGCCGCUGACCAACGGCUUCCAGCAGUCGCAGCAACUUCCGAAACUGCAACCGAGCAUCCAGUUUGUGCCGAACAACAUUCCAGCGUUUAGCAGCCCGCAGUCGGGUGGCGGUGGCGGAUUCCCGCAGGCUCAGGCCCAGGUGCAGGUGCCCUUCAGCGGGCAGCCCCAGUUCGCGUUCGGUGGACUUCAACAGCAACAGCAACAGCAACCGUUGAACUACCAGCAACAGCAGGAACUGGAGAACCGCCUCAAGGAAGAAGGUGACCGAAUCCGGGAGCUGCAGGAAAAGCAGAAGGUCAUCCAGAAACACGAGCAGUUCCUGCAGAAACAGUACCAGAAGCAGCAGGCCAAGGUGCAGCAACUGCACCAGGAGUUCCUGAAGAAGCAACAGAAGAUCCUCCAGCAACAGCAGCAGCAGCAGCAGUACGAUCAGCAGCAACAGAGGACCGUCGUGCAGACGGGCGUUAGAUCGCGCGAGGUUCUCCCAUCCGAGCGGACACUCUUCGAGAAGGCUGUCAAACUAACGAGCCCGGAAUCGGAUACAGCACCAGCCGCACCCAGCACAAGCCACCUGUCGGUGAUUCCGCUCAAACCGAACAGCAAGAAGGACUACAGCAGCAUCACCCAGUCCGAUCUGGACGUGCUCUUGAGCUCGAACCGGCAGAACCUGUUCCAAACGAUCAAGGCCGAGACGGUUAAGCCCACCGCGGGUAAGGUGGCCAAACCGACGAAGGUGAAGUCAACGAAGGCGCUCGGACGGGACGAACUGCUGAAGCAGCUGAAGCUUGCGCUGGCCGAAACGACCCCCGAUCUGGGCGGCAAGAACUACAGCUCCACCGAUCUGGUGCUGCCGAACGGGGAGAAGGUUCAGGUUAUCCGUACGACCGAUCCGGAGAUUAUCAAGCGUGCCAACGCCAACUCGGAGGGUGUGCUGACGCAACAGCUCGAGUCACCCACCACCCCGAAGCCGCUCUCGUUCGAGGACAUCGCCCGGAGUGGGCUGCUACCACCCGGAGCCGACUUUGAGCUGAUCAAACAGACCGAGGACGGCCAGAUCCAGGAGGUAGCGAAGAUUCCGCCUCAGAAGAAGGUCACUUUCGUGUACCUCGAGGAGCAGGACGAUGGCUCGUACAAGGUGCAGGGUGUUAAGGGUAGCGGCGAUAAGGAAACGAAAACAUCCGGUGCCGAUGUGGACAGCAUCCUCAAGCGCAUCAAGAACGGUGAAAUCCAGUUGCCCCCUUCGUCGGUGUCGAAGUCGGCGGGUUCCCUCAUCUUGGAUGAGCCCCUGACGACGACCACUCCACGCCAUCAGCCGAUCAAAAAAACAAACUCCGUUACCAUCAUUCCACACAGCACUCCGAUCGAGAACCAGCCUUCGACUUUGUUUGUAUCCGGCAGUACGGUGCAGCACACGGCUACCCCAGGACCGGCGACCAUCUACGCAUCCACGGCGUCCCCGUCCAGUCCGAGCUCCGUCACGGCGUUCGCACCCAGCGCGUACUCCGGCAGCACUCUACCCCAGCAGACUUCGGCCCGGCUCUCGACACCAGCCUCUGCGCCAGGGUACUUCGCAGCCGACAGUACGGCGCGGUUCUCGGAGCCCAGCUCUGUGUAUACCCCGGCGGCCACCACGGCCAUUCCUGCCCCAGCACCAGCUACACCCGCCCCGAGCAUCUAUCAAACCCAAGCGAACACGGAGAAAUACUACUCCGAUACGACCGGAGCCGAACAGCAGCAGACGGCCAGUACCUACCGCCAGCCUCACCACGUCAACCACAGCUUCAAAGACGUUGGACCAACGGCCUCCGCUUCCGAAACUGUCACCCAACAGCAGCAGGACAACACACCGACACCGACCCAGCAAACCCAGCAGCAGCAGCCAUCGCAGCCGUCGGACAGCGGUGCGCAGCCGGAUCCGCAGAACGAACUGCCAGCCAUUCUCAAGAAUAACGGACUAUUUGCCAUGGCCAAAUACCUCCGCCAGUCUGGACUCGAUACGAUUCUGAACGAAACCGGACCGUACACGAUCUUCGUGCCGACCGACAAGGCCUUCCGGAGUCUCCUGGUUCAGCUGGGCGGACCCGAGAAGGCAGAAGAGAAGUUCCGCAACAAUCCGCGACUGCUAAGCGGGCUUCUGUUGCACCACGUCAUUCCUGGGUCUUUCGAAAUCGCAUCGCUACAGGAUGAGAUGACCGGAGUGUCGCUGGCCGGAACCCAGCUUCGCGUCAACCAGUACAACAUGCACGACUCCGAGUGGAAUGAUGUUAAGGUAACAACCAUCAACGGAGCAAUGGUCGUCCCAGACAAGCAGGACAUUGUGAUUCCGCAGGGCGUGGCGCAUGCCGUUGAUCGUGUCAUGUUCCCGCUUCCGGUCGGUGACAUUCUGCAGACGCUGCAAUCCGACCGUGAGCGACGCUUCACGCACUUCCUACGAGCACUGUUCGCAUCGGGAAUGUCGGAUACUCUCCAGAAUAAAGGUAUCAAAACAUACACAGUAUUCGCCCCGACCGAUGUCGCAUUUGCUCACCUCACGGCGGAGGAACUUACCAAGCUAGUCACGGAAAAGGAGCCGGCCGAAGAGCUGGUCCGCAAGCAUGUCGUCCCCGGGACACUGUUCACCGCUGGCAUGCGCUUCUAUCAGGUGAAGGACGCCAUGGCGGAAGGUAAAACCGUCACGCUGCAGAAGAGUGGAGGUAAAAUUAAGGUCAACGAUGGCUACCUGCAGACGUCCAACAUCCCGACCACGAACGGUGUCAUCCACGCGAUUGACUCGCUACUGUAA